Messenger RNA from Microdochium trichocladiopsis, 320 nucleotides. RefSeq lists its product as uncharacterized. The transcript has a single exon. The record is from RefSeq and is a predicted model, not a curated record. The coding region runs from base 59 to 247 and encodes 62 amino acids. Lineage: Eukaryota; Fungi; Ascomycota; Sordariomycetes; Xylariales; Microdochiaceae.
GACUGGCCCGGGGGUACCUUUGGCCUCAAGUCUGGCGACAUGUCCUGGAUGGUCCUGGAUGGCAACUCCACUCAUAUGGACACCUCUCUAUCUGCUACAGACGGCGGCUUCACCAUGGACCUUGGUCCCGAGAUGUACAAUAUGCCCUUGCAGCCACACGACGCAAUCCCCUUCGGCACCAUCAUCCCCUCACAAAUUUCGAACACGGCUCUUGACGACGUCGCGUCGGGCAUACACUCGUGGCUAAUGUCCGUAGCCAGCCAUUCUGCUAGCGCGUCGAUACACACUAGCCCUGGGGAAAUUAUGCCGGAGCCUUCGAC